Homalodisca vitripennis (glassy-winged sharpshooter) is the source of this 1573-nucleotide messenger RNA. RefSeq lists its product as uncharacterized. The coding region runs from base 274 to 1470 and encodes 398 amino acids. NCBI's taxonomy places the organism in Eukaryota, Metazoa, Arthropoda, Insecta, Hemiptera, Cicadellidae. The transcript has 2 exons. The record is from RefSeq and is a predicted model, not a curated record.
ACAUUGGUUUAUUUUUACACAACAACAAAACUAAACACCCAAACUUUCAGUGAGCAAAAUCAUUUUUGUCUUAAUCUACAAUUUAAAAUUGAAAUCUAUGAAAUUAUAAUAAUAUGUUUAAAAAAACUGAAACACAAAUUGGCUAAAUGAAUUAAUUUAAAGCAGUUUGAGUGUGUCACACAAGGUUUCAUAUUUUGUGAAAAUUUAAUUAGGUUAUUGUAAACUGUGCGCUCACUGGGUACAAGAAUUGUUGCUAAUAGAUGAAAAUCUAUAAUGUCUAGAACAUCAACACACUCAAACAUACACGAAACAUACCCAAGAUCCAUCAGUAAAAUAUACGUACCUAAAAGCUCUGCAGAGAGAUACAAAGUUGGACAAGGAAGACGAAACCAGUUGGUUUCCAAGUGGUCUAAUGAUAAAGUGUACGAUGAGCUUUCUUCUUUCAUAGCAGAAUUUUCCUACUUGACAGACCGUCCUGUAAUUUCUGACACACAAAAACCUGUUUUGAAAUCACCAACCUAUAAUGUCUAUGCUGUGCGCAAAGAUGAAGAUGAUGGUAAUCCAUUCAAACGUGAUUCCAGAUCUUCAAAUAAAAGCUUCAGGAAAAAUUCCUCACCUCGCAGGAAAUCAGUGGAAUGGGUGGAUGAAGUGGAUUCUCUAGUUGUACAUCGUAGGAAACGUCAAAACUCACCUGAAACCCCGACAACGGAUACCCAACGAGAAGAACUGCGUAAGAGUAUUCCACGAACAAAAAGAAAAUAUCGAAACCGCCCAAAAUCUUCUGGCAGUAGGAUUGGUGACAAAAAAUCCCGUUCCAAGUCGCGAAUGAGGAGAAAAGUGAGCCAGAGCAGACAUAAACCUAGAAGACGUGAAUCAAAGCAUGAAGUGCACAGGAUCAUUCCCGCAACAAGACGCAGGAGAAGAUCGAGGUCAAAAUCUUUGGUCAAAGCCAUGCCUUUCUACGCCCCAUGGAGAAAAAGCAAACAAGUAGCAGUGAGACCAGUAGAAAGGAAAAGAGAAGUCAGAAGAAAAAGAUCAAUCAAAGUAGUGCAAGUAAAGAAGAUGAUUCCUCAUGAAGCGCCGACCAUUGUUACACUCUAUCCAAAAACUAAAACACAUGAAGAAUUCAAACCAGAUUUCUUGGCGGACGCAUCGCUUGCCUGCAAAUGUUUUAAAUGUAUGAAGAAAUAUGAGUCAUUGAUAAAAAUGUCGCUACCACCACCUACACUUCCCCUGUAUUACCGACCCAAGAUUGCUGCAUAUCCUCGUUUAGUCCAUGAGCCCGACUGGAGUUACGAUUGUAGCCCCUGUGCACUACGUCCGCCAGACUGCGGUCUUAUCGACAGUUGCCAACAAUUUGGGGAUGGCUACAAAAGUGUCGUCAUGAAGUUCAAUUGCAUCGGUCAAUAUCUGGACUCCACUAUCACUCAGUACUUUCAUUCCAUUCUUGACAGAUCCAUCUAUUAUUGAUGUGUCUAAGGUUUGAUAUUGUAUACUUUAAUGCUUGUACAUUUGUGGUAGAUGUCAUUUCAAUAACAUUAUAAAUUAAAUAUACUGUGUUUCCUUUAGAUUU